AUGGCAGGAGAACACAAGGCCGACGGAGGCCUAAUCAUUGGCUUAGGACUUGGGAGUGGUGCAACGGUUCUCGUUCUAGCCAUAAGCACCACAUUACUGAUACAUAAAGUCAAGGCAGAAAGAAAGAAGAGGCUAAGGCAAAGAUUUUUCAAGCAAAAUCGUGGGCAGUUGUUACAACAAUUGUUAUGUCAAAGAGUAGAUAUAGGAGAAAGAAUGAUCAUUACACUAGAAGAGCUCGGGAAAGCCACUAACAACUUUGAUAAAUCUCACUUUGGAGCUUCAAGAUAUAUUGCUAUUGAUCAAGAAGGGAUACAUACAAAUGUACAAGGGAUGUCAGGGUAUUUGCAUCCUAUGUACCAUAGCAUGGGACUCCUUACCGAGAAGAGUGAUGUCUAUUGUUUUGGUGUGAUCCUUAUAGAGUUGCUUACCAGAGAGAACCCAAAUUGCUAUAGAUCCCAUCAAGGUUUUGCUCUUGUUAACCAUUUUUGCAGUUUGCUCUCUCAAGGAAACUUAGUCGAGAUACUAGAUCUGCAAGUCGCCAAGGAAGGAGGUGGAGAAGUUGUUGAUGUUGCCCUAUUGGCAGCAACAUGUGUCAAGUUUAGAGCUGAGGAACGACCAAUGAUGAGGCAUGUUGAGAUGACGCUAGAAAGCAUCCAAGCUUCAAAGGAGUUUUCUAGCGAUGUGACAGAUGACGAUAUAUCUAGUGAAGACAAUAUCCUUUAG
Molecule: messenger RNA, 723 nt
Organism: Miscanthus lutarioriparius
Lineage: Eukaryota; Viridiplantae; Streptophyta; Magnoliopsida; Poales; Poaceae
Source: the annotation of a GenBank genome assembly